Molecule: messenger RNA, 1093 nt
Organism: Xiphophorus hellerii (green swordtail)
Lineage: Eukaryota; Metazoa; Chordata; Actinopteri; Cyprinodontiformes; Poeciliidae
Gene: tmem186
Product: transmembrane protein 186
Exons: 2
Coding region: 302-964 (220 amino acids)
Cellular component (GO): mitochondrion
Source: RefSeq, a predicted model, not a curated record
CCAGCAGUUCCGUGCUACCUGCGCUAGCCUGUUAUGUUAUUUUAUAUAUGGAAUAAUGGCAGCAGUAAUAAAGCAGAUAACAUCGAAUAUAUUUUUGACUUUAUGUCUUUACACAGGGCCAUAAAGGGGAAAAAUAUUUGGAUAAUCAAUGACGGCUUGUUUUGUUAAGUUCUUCCGGGUCGGUCAGUAGGUGAGCUUCAUAUUAGCAUGCUCCUAGCAUACUCAGGUUGACUUUGGUCAUCUCUCCUUUUGUUUUCAUUUUCGUUUCUCUUAAAAAAAAAAACUACGCUCGUCAGUCGUGAUGAGCAUCAUGAUCAGACCAGUAUUUCUGACCAGGUUCACCUCUCAGGCCCUGACCUGCACCAGAAGAUCAUUUCUUCUCUCGGGCUGCUAUCAGCCUCGUUCAGCUCACACUCCGUUCCUUCAAAGCUGUCAUGGAACCCUCACGCCAAAAAUCACAACCCUGGUCAGAUACUCUGACCUAUCAACACAGAAAUACUCUAUGAUUUACACCCUGCCUCAUAUUAGGCUCCUGAGAGCUAUGUCCAGGCUCAAGCUGUUUCAGACUGCAGUCACUUUGAUCCUCUUGCCCCCGGUGUACUUUCUCUACUUCCAAGGAAUUGUCUCCCUAUUUCUAGUCAGCUACUCAACUGGGAUUGCUCUUUUUGCUGGUGGCAUGCUCUACAUUGCCAGUCACCUCUUCAGAAGAGUUGUGGGAAUGAUGUACCUGGACCCAUCCCUAACCACGCUCAAAGUUUCUCACCUCACUUUCUGGGGUAAACGUCAAGACAUCUACCUUCCUGUGUCAGACGUUAUGACCAUUGCGGAUACUGGAGACUCUGCAAGUGAGACUAUACUGAAACUGAAGAGAUACAGCAGUCCAGACACAUUUUAUUUCUCCACUCGUUUUGGACGAGUCGUGGAUAAGCAAGGCUUUGAGAAAGUUUUCGGAAGUUUUCAGUAGUUGCUUGCAUAAUCGAUAGGACAGUAGGACUGGACUGAUGAAAAUGGAAUGAAUGUACAAUCACACAUAUUGUUUGCACUGACUGUUAUUGAAAAUAAAUAGUAUAAAGAUGAAAAUUCUUGGGGAUUU